AUGCAAAGGGGUUUGGAUUCACAAACAAAAAAACAGCUGGAAGAGGAAGAAAAGAAGAUAAUUAGUGAAGAACACUGGUAUCUUGAUUUACCAGAUCUAAAGGAGAAAGAGAGCUUUAUAAUAGAAGAGAGGAGCUUUAUGCCAUGUGAGGACCUACUUUAUGGGAGGAUGUCCUUCAAAGGAUUCAAUCCGGAAAUUGAGAAGUUAAUGAUCCAAAUGAACUCUAGGAGCAAGGAAGAAGAAAUUGAAGUGGAUGAUAAAAUGGAAGCUGAUGUGUCAGAUGAAGAAAUGGCCAGAAGAUACGAAACAUUAGUGGGAACAAUAGGGAAGAAAUUCUUGAGAAAAAGAGACCAACGUGUACUCCAGGAUGAAGAUGAAGAUGGGAAUAGUAACACAAGACCUAGCAAAAAACCCAAGAAAAAGUUCUUAAAACCUCAGGAUUAACUGCAAAGGUCAACUGCACAACUGGAGCUAGUAGAAAUGUUAUCUACCAAAUGUAGUACCACGAACUGGAGAUUGUUUGGAGUUUUUGCUAUUUGAUGUAAAGGAUUGAUUUGCAAAUCUGAGUCUGUUCUCAUUGACAUUUCUACCAUCCACAUGACAAACAUUUUUCAAAGUGGAUGUGUUUAUAAUGGAUGUCAUACAUCCUUUCCUCUCUCAGUGGCUUUUAAUGUGUGGGGCACUAAUCCCAUCAGC
Messenger RNA from Phaethon lepturus (White-tailed tropicbird), 696 nucleotides. RefSeq names its product M-phase phosphoprotein 6 (gene MPHOSPH6). The transcript has 4 exons. Gene Ontology annotation, biological process: maturation of 5.8S rRNA. NCBI's taxonomy places the organism in Eukaryota, Metazoa, Chordata, Aves, Phaethontiformes, Phaethontidae. The coding region runs from base 1 to 444 and encodes 147 amino acids. The record is from RefSeq and is a predicted model, not a curated record.